CUGAGGUUUGUUGGACUGAAGAAGCUUCAGUUUAUCAGAGACACUUCUAAUCAUGUCUGCACCGUUCUCGGGAGUGGAAGGUCCGGAUCGACACACCCGUAUUAACACGACAAGCUCUCCGGGAUUCCUGGAGCGUUUGGGAGAAACGAUGGGUGGGAUGGCGGUGGGUGUGGCACUCUUCUUCCUCUCCUUCUACCUGCUCUUCACCAAUGAGGGCAGAGCGAUCCGCACCGCUAACUCUCUGGACGAGGGUCUUUCUCAGGUCGUGCCCCUUCACCCGGACGCCUACAUCAACCCCCAGAACAACGGGCUCCUGGUUCACCUGUCAGCCAAGCUGCGCACCGCUCAGCCUCUGUAUGAUCCGAACUAUAAGGUGGCGGUACACGCGGUGAAGUUGAAGAGGAACGUGGAGAUGUACCAGUGGGUGGAGUACCAGGAGACACGGGACUAUAAAGAGGACGGUGAAACCAAGAGUGAGACCACGUACACGUACAACACCGAGUGGAAGUCGGAGGUGGUGAACAGCAGGAACUUCGAUCAGGAGAUCGGCCACAUCAAUCCCAUUGCGAUGGCGGUGGAAAGCGUGACGGUCGUGGCUCCUGAGGUUUGGGUCGGUAGCUUCUUCCUCUCCACAGGUUUGAUUGAUCAGAUCAAUAGUUUCCAGACUCUGAGUUUGGGGGGACUUCCUGUCACUGACCCCUUUCUCACCGUGUAUGAGGAUCACUUCUACCACACGGCUGACCCUCGCAGACCAGAGGUAGGAGACGUGCGGGUCAGUUUCUCCUACGCCGGCCUCAGUGGUGAAGGUUUUUACCCUGGACCAGCACAAGCAGCAAGUGUGGUGGCCAUGCAGCGUGAAGAUCAGCUGAUGCCGUUCAAGGCUAAAUCAGGAGACACACUGGAGAUCCUCUACCUGGAAGAUCUCACUGCUGAGGAGGUGUUUGCUCGUGAACAUCAGCACAACGUGAUGAAGACGUGGGCGCUGAGGGCGGCCGGCUGGCUCCUCAUGUACAUCGGGAUCAACCUGACAAUGCGCAUCUUCUACACUCUCGUGGACUGGGUGCCUGUGCUGAGAGAGCUGGUAUCUGCAGGGGUGAAGCUCUUCGCCCUGUGUGUAUCCUGCUCCCUCUCUCUCCUCACCAUCUCAGUGGGCUGGCUGUUCUACCGCCCCCUGGUGGCCGGAUUGAUCGCCGCGCUCGCCCUGCUGCCCGUCGUCGUCACCCGCGCUCGCAAAGCCGAGAAAAAACGCCAGUGACGAUUACAGAGAACGACGUGAAUCCGUCAUCAUCGUCAUCAUCAUCAUCAUCAUCAUCACUCCUCACUAUCAGACGUUUCAAUUCAGAACUAAAACCAGACACACCGGCGACCUGAUGGUGCGGUCCGCUAGCACAGACUCAACACAACAUCCAAACGAAUUCCCUACUUUAUUAUUUUAUUAUUAUCUCAUUUUUUAUUAAGCACUUCAUCCUGGUCAGGGUUGCAGGGGGUUCACAGGAAAUUACUGGGUGCAAGCUGGUACUACUCUGGACAGGACGACAAUCAAUCGCAGGACUUCGACCACGCCCACACCAGACAUGUCUGUGUAGACGCUCGGCCGGCUGAUAGCACCGCUGAGAUUCGAACCUGGGAAUUAAAGCCUGUUUUCAUAAUCUGUAUUUUGUAAUGAAUCAUUAGUGGAUUGUUAAAUAAGUGCCACACACAUAUUCACCCCCCAUGUGUAUUUUUUGUUGUUAAUAUCCCACUAUGGAUUUUCAUAGUACAUGUAUAUACUUUAUUCGUUUCAUCCACCACUCUAUCCUGGUCAGGGUCGUGGCAGGUCCGGUUCCAUUGGGAAACGCUGGAUACAGGACAGGAACACCCUGGACAGGGCGCCUUGGCCAAUUCAGGCACAACCACAUACACGUGUGUGUAUAUGUAGACGCCAGGCCGGCCAGUGGUACCACAGUUCCACCAAGAACCACUGGGGUGUUCCAUCCAUCACAGGGCUUCGGUCUGUCUACGUCCCCUCUCCCUUUCCCUGUCAGUGGUGUACGUAAUCAUUCUGACAGGCUGUGAUGAUACUGUGAUAGCUCCUGUGUGAGAACACGAGCGCGUACGUUCCUCUUUCACAGCGUUCCGACUGUUCGCUGCUCACUGUAUUUAAGGUUGGAGAGAGUUUAGCUGGCACGUGGUUACAAGUUUAUUUAAGCAAUAAAAAAUUAUGAACUGAAA
Messenger RNA from Trichomycterus rosablanca, 2211 nucleotides. Its product is annotated as transmembrane protein 43. Gene Ontology annotation, cellular component: nuclear envelope; nuclear inner membrane. The transcript is spliced from 12 exons. Gene Ontology annotation, biological process: lipid metabolic process; nuclear membrane organization. The coding region runs from base 53 to 1255 and encodes 400 amino acids. Lineage: Eukaryota; Metazoa; Chordata; Actinopteri; Siluriformes; Trichomycteridae. The record is from RefSeq and is a predicted model, not a curated record.